CCCAGUCUGUCGAUUUUCCCACAAAAGCAUUAAAAAAAUACCUAUUUCAGCAUAUUGCGACAUUCCUUUUAUCUCAACGCUCGAAACCCUAAUCUUAUCUUCUCUCUGCGAGUCUGUAGAUCGAAGAUUUCGAUAUCUUCUACUGUUUUGCGUUUUCUGGGUCAGUUCUCAAAGAUUCAGCGGAUUAGCUGCUUCCUUGACGAGAAAGAACGCUAUUUCAUCCUGUUUGUUGAGUUUGCUUGCGUUUGCUGAAGAUUCGGUGUUUGUUCGAGUCUUUUUCGGAGAAUCAUACGAUCUGAAGCCGUUCGGAGAAAUUUUUGUCUGAUCGAGAAUCCGUUGUCGACGUUUUUGUGCGCGGCGGUUCGAUUUUCCGUUUAAAGAAGAGGACGCAUUAGUCUUUUCAUUGACAUCGGAUCUGCGAGAUCUCUAUAAUAUCUGAUCCGGCGGUAGAGCUUAGAGGUCAGAUCAAGAUGGCCAAGCGUUUCGUCUGAGGAUUUGCAGUGGAGUUUGAAGAACUUCUGUCAACUGCGAACUAUUUGAAAGAUUUAGAAGGCGAGUUGGAUUUGCGGAGGAGUACGAGUGCAAUAUUUGUUGGUUUGAAUCUCGAGUUCUUGGAAAAGGAAAAAAGAAAAAAGAGAAAAAAGAUCUUAGAUUUCCAUUGUACUUUUCAUGUUAUUUUUAUUCUCUUGUUUCAGUUGAAUACGAGGCCUUCAGUUUUGUAUUUGACGGCCUUUAAAUCUCUUGUUAUUGUUUUCAUUUUAGAGAAGAAAAAAGAAUUUGAAAGCAAGAAAAAAAGUAAACAUGGCAGUGUACUAUAAAUUUAAAAGUGCAAAGGAUUACGAUUCGGUUAUGAUUGAUGGGCACUUUAUUUCCGUUGGACAUUUGAAAGAAAAAAUAUUUGAAUCAAAGCAUUUGGGCAAGGGUACUGAUUUUGACCUCCUUAUCACCAACGCCCAGACUAAUGAAGAGUAUCUUGAUGAGGGGAUGUUAAUUCCCAAAAAUACUUCAGUUUUAAUACGCCGAGUUCCUGGACGGCCUCGCAUGCCCAUAGUUACUGCACCAAUUACUGAACUGGAAGAGUCAAAGGUGGAAAAUAAUUCCGAGGAUGUUCAAGCUGUAAAAACUGGCUUUGCUGGAUUGGAUCCAUCUUCUGUGAAAUAUGAUGAAGAUUUUGAAUGGGAUGAAUUUGGAAAUGAUCUAUAUGCGAUUCCUGAAACGCUGCCCGUACUGUCUAGCAAUCUAGUUCAGGAUGCUCCACCUACCAGCAAAGAGGAUGAGGAUAUGAAGAUCAAGGCUCUGAUUGACACUCCAACUUUAGAUUGGCAGCGUCAAUCUUCUGAUGGCUUUGGUCCUGGUAGAGGUUUUGGACGGGGCAUGGGUGGAAGAAUGAUGAGUGGCCGUGGUUUUGGACGAGGCAUAUUGGAUCGGAAAACACCGCCACAAGGCUACAUAUGUCAUAGGUGCAAGGUACCUGGGCAUUUUAUUCAGCACUGCCCAACAAAUGGUGAUCCUAAUUUUGACAUCAAAAGGGUGAAACCACCGACUGGAAUUCCGAAGUCUAUGUUAAUGGCUACUCCAGAUGGUUCUUAUGCAUUACCUAGUGGGGCUGUUGCAGUUUUGAAGCCAAACGAGGCUGCCUUUGAGAAAGAGAUUGAAGGAAUGCCAUCAACGCGUUCUGUUGGUGAUCUUCCACCAGAACUACAUUGCCCCUUGUGUAAAGAAGUAAUGAAAGAUGCUGUACUUACGAGCAAGUGUUGUUUUAAAAGCUUUUGUGAUAAAUGCAUAAGGGAUCACUUCAUUUCUAAAUCAAUGUGUGUCUGUGGGGCCACAAAUAUUCUUGCGGAUGAUCUUUUGCCCAACAAGACAGUAAGGGAAACUAUUAACCGAAUUUUAGAGUCCAAUAACAGCAGUGGUGAAAAUGGUGGGAGUGUAUUUCAAGUCCAAGAUAUGGAGUCACGGAAUCCACAGGCUAUGGCUCCAUCCCCCACACAAUCUGCUGCCUCAAAAGGACAGCAUGUGCCUGCAUUGCUUCCUGAAAAGGAAGAGACUUCUAAAAUUGCAGAAACUGUUGAAGAGGGGAAAGAGGUGAAUGCUCCACAGAAUCAGGUGGAAGCAAGAACAAAAGUACCGGACGUUUCAGAAGCUACACAUGGGUCAUUAAAUGUUAAGGAACAAGCUUCACCUGGACGUCCUCCAUUGGCUGAUGAAGAAGUGCAGGAGAAGCCUGUGUCUGGGGAGGCAGGAAAGAAGAAGAAAAAGAAGAAAAUUCGCAUGCCUCCUAAUGCAGCGGAUAUGCAGUGGACUGGCCAGGACCUUGCAGCAGAGAAUUAUAUGAUGCCUUUUGGCCCUUCUGCUUUUAAUCCAUACUGGACAGGCAUGCAACCUGGAAUGGAUGGGUUCAUGCCUCCGUAUAAUGGUCAUAUGCCCUAUAUGGGUUAUGGGCUCGGUCCUAUGGAUGUUGCAUUUGGUGGUGUCAUGCCACAGGAUCCAUUUGGAGGACCAGGGUUUAUGAUGCCAUAUGGUGGCCUGCCUCAAAGGGACCUUGCAGAUUUAGCAAUGGGAUUCAAUGUUCGACCACCACCUGGUCCACCCGUAAUGUCGAGAGAGGAAUUUGAGGCGCGCAAAGCAGAUUUGAAGAGGAAGCGUGAAAUGGAAGGACGUGUUGAUAGGGAGUCAUCUAAAGACCAGGAAUAUGGUAGAGAAGGAAGGAGCAGCACGGGCAAUGUUUCUGCAAUGAAAUCCAAAUCAAAGUCGAUCCCCCCUCCGUCAAGCUCAGACCAACACCGCUACUAUGGCCGCUCAUCCGAUAGACAUUCCCCUAAUCGUCGCUCCCGUGAUCCUGAGGAUCUGCGCCCUUCAUCCAAGAGGAAAUCAUCGGACCGCCAUGAGGACAUGGAAGACAAGCAGCACCGUCGUGACUAUCACGAUGAUCACCGCCACAGCGAUCAUCGUCAUCAUCCCAAAUCGUCCACUGCCAAGGCGUUUGAUGAUCGCCACAGUCGGUCCGAGUUGUCCACUGCCAAGGCAUCUCCAGAGCCACCCAUUGCACGGCCCAAGCCCACCACCUCCACAGCUGACAAGAAGCAAAAAGCCAGUGUCUUCUCUCGGAUUAGCUUCCCAGGAGAUGACUCAACACCCCCGAAGAAAAGAAAAAUAUCUUCUUCCUCUCCUGAUGCACCGGUCAGUGCCUCGUUGAAUCACCACCGUGCAUCAGCAUCUAAUGGAUACCAUGAAGAGCACAGGGGGCCAGUCUCUGGUUCAAGGAAGACGGCAGCAACUGCUGCUUCCGCGGGUGCUGUAGAUUAUGACAGCAGUGACGAUGAUAGGCAUUUCAAGAGAAGGCCGUCAAAGUACACCUCGUCUCCACCACAAGCCACAGAGUGGGACGACAAAGAGCCUCGGCGCUCCAAAGGUUCAAGGGAGAAGGUGCGUGGAAGGGAUCGUGCAGGCUAUAACAAGCAUAAAUGAUUUAAUUACAUUGUGGAAAGGGGAGCUAUUGACAUUUAGCUCUAUAAUUUGCUUUUUAUCAUGUAAUAAUCAAACAUAUGCUGCCUUGUAUUUUGUUGUCGAAAUGAAAUUUACUUGUUCUAUUUCAAAA
Olea europaea var. sylvestris is the source of this 3598-nucleotide messenger RNA. Its product is annotated as E3 ubiquitin ligase PARAQUAT TOLERANCE 3-like. The transcript has 15 exons. Bases 802 to 3468 code for a protein of 888 amino acids. Lineage: Eukaryota; Viridiplantae; Streptophyta; Magnoliopsida; Lamiales; Oleaceae. The record is from RefSeq and is a predicted model, not a curated record. Gene Ontology annotation, biological process: mRNA processing; protein ubiquitination; ubiquitin-dependent protein catabolic process. Gene Ontology annotation, molecular function: zinc ion binding; ubiquitin protein ligase activity. Gene Ontology annotation, cellular component: nucleus.